This is a messenger RNA of Owenia fusiformis, 461 nucleotides long. NCBI's taxonomy places the organism in Eukaryota, Metazoa, Annelida, Polychaeta, Sabellida, Oweniidae. The record is from the annotation of a GenBank genome assembly.
GGAGAAAUGAGAUACAGAUUGAAAGGAAUUGCGCCUGCAACAGAUUUCUUCAGAAUUGAUCCAAAUACUGGGAAACUAUAUGUAAUAAAGCCUUUGGAUACCGAGACCACUCCAACAUACACACUGAAUGUUGGAGCAAGCAACACAGCAAAUCCUAAAGUUGAGAUUGACACAAUCGUGACGAUUAAUGUAAUCAGGAAUGUGCACAAACCCAUAUUCUCGCCCCCAGAACGUAAUGUCACGGUUGAUGAUGGGACACCCGAGGGAGAACCUAUUGUUACAGUUACAGCCACAGAUGCUGAUCUUCCUGUAAGUUCUGAGGCACAUAUCAACAAGUGUGUUUAUAUUGAAUACUAUAUCGGUUACAUGCACAAUAUGUUUAUUCACUUCAAUUCAUUAUAUUGUCAGUCAUUUUACUUGGAUAUUAUUAAAAUAGUAGUCCUAUCCUGUUUGUUAGUAAG